Huiozyma naganishii CBS 8797 is the source of this 1992-nucleotide messenger RNA. RefSeq names its product Rec8p (gene REC8). Gene Ontology annotation, biological process: meiotic sister chromatid cohesion; replication-born double-strand break repair via sister chromatid exchange; mitotic sister chromatid cohesion. Gene Ontology annotation, cellular component: cohesin complex; synaptonemal complex. The record is from RefSeq and is a predicted model, not a curated record. The transcript has a single exon. Gene Ontology annotation, molecular function: protein binding; chromatin binding. Bases 1 to 1992 code for a protein of 663 amino acids. Lineage: Eukaryota; Fungi; Ascomycota; Saccharomycetes; Saccharomycetales; Saccharomycetaceae.
AUGGAGGCUCAAGGGUUAGGCGUGAAGGAUGAGGGGAUAACUACUGUUUGGCUGCUGUCUAUGAUUGGGAACGUGCAUUCGAUAAAGGAUGGGAGGGCAAAACCUAAAAUGGAUGGUUUGGAAAAGAAGAGUGGCGCCAUCACAAAGAGAGAUAUUCUUCGUGUGUGUAUCCCUCGGACUUGCAAAGCGAUUCAGACUAAUGACAAUGGGCUUUCCCUGAGGAACGUUUCGUCGCUACUGUAUGGGAUUGCACUGUGCUACGGUAAGAAGACGGAGUAUGUGCUCAACGAUUUGACAGUACUUCUUACACAGUUGCAGAGAUCGAAGUUUGCCGCAGCAGCGUUACCCAAGAUUGCUAUCGCGAAACACAGUAUGCAGGGGAAACAAAACUUGGAGGGGCAAGUCAUCAACCUUAACAGUAAGAAAAUAUUUCUACAAGAUGAUCCCAAUUUUGACGUUGCGUUUGUAAACAAUUUCCAAGAGAAUGCUACUACUGCUGGUGGUGAUGGGACCAAGGGCCUAUCUAUCAGAGAGCGUGACUAUAUGGCAGAGGUUACAAAUACAGAGAAUACUACACGUGGGUUCCAUCAGGGAUUUAACUUGAACAGACCACACACUUUAGAUGAUAUCCCCAUUGAUAUGGAUUUUAAUCUUGAUAUUGGAGAUGUGGUUAGCCAACAUGGCACCAAGAUUAUUGCUACCCCAGAAUCCCGGAAUGCCGGGUCUGAUUUGUUAGAUUUGCAUUAUGGGAGUAGGAGACUCUCGAUAGAUUUGGCCAACGUCGAUGCAGAGGACAGGUUAAAUUUUUCGCACGAAAGAGAUCAUGUACUUGAUUUUGAUUUGGAAGCGGUGGACCAAGAUGUCGAUCAGGAACAUGAGCACAACGAGUCACAAGACCAACAACAAAAGGCGAACACUGAGGCGGGACCAAGAGGAUCAAUAAGCAGGGGGAACAACAACGGAUCAUUCCCAGUUAUCAAAGUGAGAAAUGAUGACAGGAUCAGUCUCUCUACGGAGACACUGCGUAAUAAUCAUGAGAAUUAUUUGGAAAGAAUGGAACUCAGGAAGAGAAAAUCUACUGGAUUGACAAGCGAGGAUCGCACUUGGAGGAAAAUGCUAAAACUGGACAACUCCCAUCCUCUAUUGCACAAGUGUUGGAAUUUCAUCUUUUCAGAACAGCUAUACCCGUUUCAACAACAAUACAGAGAAGGAUUGAGCAACUCCAUAGAGGGGGGGAGACGGCACGUCCCCUCUGAUAGUAUAACAACGAACAGUCUGCGCAGCUGGGAACAAGGUAGGAAAUUGGAGAAAUUGAACAGCAGAAACGAUAUUUUCUUCGGCAUGGAUGGGACGACCCACCACUCGGACAGUGACGGGAACCAGGACGACCUUCUUUUGAACUUGGAACAAAUCGAUGAAGAUUUAGAAGUCGGUGUCAAUCAUCGGCCCGAUGAGGGGAGUGAGGGUAUUGAGGACCUCAUGGCGUUAAAUCUAAACCUCCCACCUUCUAGUUACGGUGGCCAUUUAACUAGAAAUGGAACUACAAGUAGUAAUACAAGCAACGAUGACACUGGGACCAUUGAUAUCCUCAAUUGGACAGCGAAUGGCCCCAAAUUCGGAAACACCGGAACGUCCCAGAAGGAUGACGGGCAACGGAGCUCGUCAAAACUGGACUCUUCUAAAAGUAGGCCGAAUACAAUGAACCAAGCUACAAGACGCUUUUAUGAGUACAUAAGUGAAAAGGCCGUGGACAUUGAUAAAGAUGGAACACAACCAUCCACCCAGUUUAGGAAAAAGCUGUUUUUUGAAGACGCCAUCCCAAAAACAGUCAUCGAUGCAGAGAUGGCCGAACCUGUUGCGGUAUCCAAACGGAUUGCAGCUGCAGCAUUCAUGUCUCUGCUAAACUUGGCCAGUAACGACUUUGUCGAGUUAGAAACAGUUCAGACCGACCUUGAUGUCGUACAAGGAAGUGACCUACUUAUUUACAUGUGA